Molecule: messenger RNA, 3180 nt
Organism: Melampsora larici-populina 98AG31
Lineage: Eukaryota; Fungi; Basidiomycota; Pucciniomycetes; Pucciniales; Melampsoraceae
Exons: 4
Coding region: 1-3180 (1059 amino acids)
Cellular component (GO): nucleus; cytosol
Molecular function (GO): protein phosphatase regulator activity; protein phosphatase binding
Source: RefSeq, a predicted model, not a curated record
AUGGCCUUUUGGCGUUUUGGCUUCCAUUCCCAAUCAGCUAUCGAUACCAUCCUUUCUUCGUCCGCGGCAAAUAAUAAUGGACAUCCGAUCGGUGGCUGCUCAACGCCUUCCUCGUCUAAUCCUUCUAUCCUUCUCGACAAACUACUAGAUGAAGAUGAUUUACUGCAGGAGAUCAAGGCACAACAUCAUAAGCUGAUUGAAUUCCUAGCUACCAAAGAAGUUGUUGUCCGUAUGCUGGGUUACAUAUCCGGUCUCAUCUUUGACGAUGAAGACGCAGACAGGCUUGAAGAAGAAACCCGAUCAGCAAUCAGCAAUCUCAGCUUCCAGCCCUCUUCUCCCUCGGAUUCGAGCUACAUGUCUGGUGCUAUAUUCCAUUCCUUUCGGAACCGUGCUGUGGGUGAUAAGUUCAGUGCAUUAUUGCUAGACGCUCUAGAUUCAGAAGGUCGCACACCAGAAGACCGGGCUAAAAAUGAGCGGCGCAAGGUUCGGUUCCCGUAUAUUUGCUCCGAGAUUAUCGCAUCCGAUAUUUGGAACGUCACCUCUCAAAUCUUCGCAGACGCUCCUCAUUAUGCCAUCCUCACCGGUUUUUGGGAUGCUGUCUUGAACCAACCGCCAAGCGUGACCGCUCAUAAGUCUAUACAAAUCGGACAUUGGGCCCGAACCAACAUUGUCCUUUUCAACUCUAAGCCCAACGAGAUGAUUCGCUUUGUUCUCUCUUACCCAGGACUCAUUCUCAAGCUACUCUCGCACUUUAACUCAUCGCCUGUGGUGGAUGUGCUCUUGAAGAUUAUUCAAUGUGAAGCUGUACACGAAGGUAUCAUUGAUUGGCUGAUCGAUUCUACGGAUUUCGUGGAACUCAUAAUCAACUUCCUUCACCCUUCUCGUCCGGUUGAACUUCACAUCGCUGUUGCCGAUUUCCUCAAAAAUGUCAUUGGUUUCUGCACGACUAAAGCCACUCCACCUCAAACACCAGCAGAUCAAUCAUCGAAGCCUUCUCCUAGCGCACACUCCCCCAUCCUUCCUCAUCAGUCUUCGCAAUCCAAUUCACCAAUCGAUAGUUUCAAUGCUUUGCAUUCCCCUUCGGCGCACACACUUAGUGGUUCUGGCGUUUCAGAGGAUGGUAAAUCUAUCACAACUAGACUUAUGCGCGAACUUGCUAGCUCAUCUGUGGUUUCUAAGUUAUUGUCUUUCGGCCUCGAUGCUGAGAUGCCAGAAGAUGAAUCUCUAAUCACCAAGGAAUCUAUCACCUCAUCACUUGUUAACUCUCUCUCUAUUCUCAUUGAUCUCAUCCGACGUAACAAUUCAGAUUUCUCGGAGGCUCAGAUCCUGAUACACUUACGCAAGAACGAUACUGGAACUUCACCAUCGGAUGAGGCCAACUCAUCUCCUCCAUCUCCCAUCCGAAAUCCUGACACUGAAACUCCGCCUUCACCAGCUCCUGCGAUUGUGGCUCUCAUGGAUCUCUUGGACCGCAUAUCUGAUCGCCUUCCAGAUCUACAACGGCUAAUCCGAACACCCACCUCUUCAGUUCGGCCGAUUCGCACUACUGUCGGUACAAUUGUACCCCUCACUCUCGAGCGCUUUCGAAUCAUUGAGCUGUACGCCGAACUAUUACACUGCUCUAACAUGAACAUGGUAAAUCGACCCAAGUCAAGUGGACCAGUUUACGACCAGAAUGGACAUUUGAUCAGUGGUAUCGAUGACCUGAUCGCAGUUGUUUGUCCUGCCCCGAGUACACCCAGUGAAACUCCGCUCGAAAAGAGUGCUGGCCCUUCACUGGAAUUGACUGGCGCAGAAAAGAAGAACGAAACAGAGUCUACUGUCGAAUCCGCCGUUGAUGGAGGCCAAGGUACGGAUUCAAACACUACACCAGCCAAGAACAGCGAAAAAGAAGCAUCGACAGAUGUGACAAACAGCGCAAGCUCACCUGGAAGUUCAACUCAUCCUUCAAGCGAUGAUGAAACCCCAUCGGGAAUGCGACUGAAACGUCGUUUCAUUCAGCAUAAAGUUCUUGACACAUGUCUAGAUUUGUUUUUUGACUUCCCUUGGAAUAACUUUCUCCACAAUGUGGUCUAUGACAUCAUACAACAGAUUUUGAAUGGGCACUUUUUUGGACCUGGGGGUGAGGCUAGCUUAGAGCUCGCCAAAAGCUUAUUCGAUUCAUCAAGGAUUAUUGAGAGGAUCCUAGAAGGUAUUGAGAUCAACCAUACCUAUGGUUUAAUGUCUAAUAAUGUUCGGCUUGGGAACAUGGCACAUCUGAUUCUUAUCGCUGACGAAAUUUCCAAAGCACUGGAAUCGCAACCUGAAACUUUUGCCGACAUCAGUCGGAGAAUUGAAUCUAAUUCCAAAUGGCAACACUUCGUAGAUACGGCGGUAAAGGAAGCUCGAUUCAACAGUCAUACACCACUCGGGGGCUCAGUACCACAACCUGGUCUGAGUCAACCUACUGCAUCUUCGGACAAGAGUUUAGUCAUUGAUGGUGAGACCUUUCCAACCAACAGUGGUAGUGAAGGUCAACGAGAUCCAAAGGCUGGAUGGUCAAUCAAGUCUCCUACACUGGCUAAUUCGACUACUCUCCAGGAUCAAGAUGAAACCAAAGGUGAUGAAUACACUCGUUACUUCAUGGAGCACAUUCGUGCCAAUGUUGCUGAUCAGUUUUCGUCGUCCUCAGACGAUGAUGACGAAAAAGGAUCUGAAUCUGAAGAACCCAGCCAUCGAGAUCAACUUGAUGAUGAUCCUUGGUCGACUGGUAGACCAUCGAAUACGAGAACAAGUUCAAGCGGAUCAGGUGGAAGUGUGAUCUCGAAUCCCACACCAUUCGGGUUUGAUGACCGGUUCGAUGCCCCAAGUAGGUCUUUCCCGACUCGCUUCGGGGCUGGUACCGAGGAGACGACUUUGGACCUUUCAGCGACUCGGCAGCCAUUCAUCAGGCGCCAAUCUACGACCCAUUUACACUUACUUCCCCCUCUUUCGCCACACCGAAGCCCCUCAGAGUGUCUGUACAGAAUGAUGCAGAAGCGUCUUCAGCUGGGCCCUCCUCCAUCAGUUGGGACACAUCCUCUCACGACAUGCAGAAGACAAGGACUCGCGACUCGGCGGGUGAAGGAGACGGCAGGGGGUUUGGUGACGACGAUGAUGACUGGGGAGAGUUCUCGGGUGCAGCCUCUGAGACGAGGUUGA